UUUUGGAGUGCUUACGCGGGCGAAUGGGCACCGCAUUCUGACGUACCAUUUCCAGCGGUGGACGCCUCGGUUGAGACCUGGUUGGCGGCAGCCAAGCAAGAACGAGACUAUAUUCUUCACCUGCUCCGCACCUUCGGUCACAGCCACGAAAUAGUGCAGCUUCUAGCCCCGCAAGUGCUGGACGAGCUAACUUCACCUUGGCGAGACGAAUGCUGGCAGACGGCGAUUGAAGCAGGGCAGCAGGAUGAGAAAACAGAUCCGACCCGAGUUCGCCGUCUCGCGCAGUGGGGGCUUCGAACAGAGCGCGCGGUUGAUAACAAGCGGAGGAAGGCAAUUAUGACCAGUACCGACGAAUGGGACGUAGAAAUAGCAGAGAACUAUGGGCGGGACGUAGUCAUGUGGCUAUGUGCUCCAUCGCGGACAUCUCGCUUAAGCAACUACAUAUUGUUUGCGCACAUUUACGCAGAGAAGGUGGCCGCAAUGAUUGGCGAGGACAGCCACCCUGAUGACUCAGCCCAGACCAAGCUUCAACGACACUUGACCGCUCUUCGCAAG
This is a messenger RNA of Phytophthora sojae, 555 nucleotides long. RefSeq lists its product as hypothetical. The record is from RefSeq and is a predicted model, not a curated record. Lineage: Eukaryota; Oomycota; Peronosporomycetes; Peronosporales; Peronosporaceae. The annotation marks the transcript as partial. The transcript has a single exon.